AGAGAGAGAGAGAUACCAGGAAGGUUUUUCUGGUUAAGCAGAUUUGAGUCACUGGAAGAGUAGGUGCCCCAUUUGUAUCUGAAGGGAUUAAAGUGUCCAGGCCUUACUAGGGGGAAGAGUCCAGAAGGCAUCUGUAUGAUGGGUCUGGACUUGUGCUGUCUUCAACACCCCUACUAUCUUCUGAGGUAACAACCUGUUGACAGUCAUGCUAUGAGAGUGAGCCAAGCCAGGGAACCAAAUACAGGUUUCUGCUCUCUCUCUACCCCAUGAUGUUGGCCAAUUUGUGCCAGGAUGGAGCAAAUGCUAGAAAGUUCAAGUGCCCCUCUGAGGAGUUUCUCAAUUCAAUUAAGCCAAUUAAGGUCUAAAAGAUGAAAGAGCACAGAAAUGGUACAUUCCCUGCCCUUUUGAUGCCUACAGGCCAUUCUCCGCAGCUACCCCAGGCCAGAAACUCUAUCAGGCCUACAGAACUGAUAGGCCUGGUCACUUCUGUUCUUGGCCAUUUCAGUGAUGGCUUCUGUCCUUAUUAAAACUGGAGGAGGCCAUCAUCCAGGUUUACAAACAACCCAGGGAUUAAGAGAAUAUGCCUUCUGCUUUCUACAGCAGCCAAGAGUCACUCAAAGGGGGCCUCCUCUUAACUGAUGCCUUCUAUCUGAACUGUGGCCUGUUGGGUAAAUGAAGAUGAGGAAAGUUUGAGCAACCACAUUUAUUAGCUUCAUGCUGUCCAGGAUAGUUCUGCCACCUUCUAGAGCUCCAAGAUCCUUCUCUGUAGACCAGGUGCCCAGUCACUAAUUCCUCCAGCCCCAUCACCAUCUGGGAUAGACCACUCAGUGCACUUUGGCAACUCAGUGGUCAACAAUGUGUCUCAAGGAAUUAAGGAUGCAAGUAAAGGUACUUCUGUUCGUGGCUAUGCCCAGCUCUGCGAAGUAGUAAUGGAUCAUGGGAUCUUGGGCUCAACAGCAAUUAAUUAUGACUGGAAAACAAACUGGUAAAUACAUUCUAGAGAACUGUGACUAAUGGAAGCCAUUGGAUGUCAGCAGGUGGUGAUGAGAGAGAAGGAUGUGUUGUUGGAGCUCAGAGAUGGUCUCUGGUAGACUGAGUGAUGGCCACUGGUAGGCUGGUGGGGGAACAGGCCAAGGGCAGAGGAAGAGUUGGAAGGUGCUUUGAAGGAAUUUGGUCUUCUUGAUUGGGGCUGGAGAGUGAAACAGUGUGUGGCAGAACCAAUCGUGGAUUAUAGGAAGAAUUUCCUGGAGUGAUGGUGCCCAAGCCAGGGGAAGUAGUUUUCAGGGCAGCGUGGCCACUAGUUGCUAGCCCGAAGGGAGAUCUCUCUGCUGGCAGACAGGAUGUCACGUUUGCUUAGUGGAAGAUGGGGAAAAGGGAGCCAGCCACGACUGGUAGUCAGGGUAUUGGGGGAUACUGACGUGGGGAGGACGACUUGACACCUGAAUAGUCACACAGGAGCAGGGGUGCUAUGAGCUCCAGCCCCUCUGGCUAUAGGGAGGUAAUAUGGUUCAUCAAACCAAUGGCUUUACCUCUCUACCCAGGGUCCUUACUAUGAGGCACCGAAGGUCCAGCCAUCUUCAGCAAUGACAGCAUUCCGAAAUCAGGAGUACCUCUACACUUCAGGUCAGGGACAAGGAGGAGGAGGAGGAGAAAAAUGCUUCAGUUACAUUAGGGGAGCCCCGUCCUCCUCCAGGGCUCCUGGGUCUGGGUGACUGUAGUAGUGACCUACAGGUACCUGCUCUGAAGAACAUGCACCCAUCUCAGAGUUCACCCAAUAGGCUGUUCACUUCACACCUCAAGCCUAAGAGCACCCCUAUUUCCAGGUGGGCAAAAUGGUUGAAAAGAUUAAUGGCUUCCAAGGAGUAAAAUCCUUCAUCUGGCUUCCCUUUCACAAAGAGUCCCUGUGGAGUCCUUAGGCAACUCAGUUGGGGACAUGCAGGUUCUCAGAUGGAGCCCUGAGGCUUCAAGCUUGGGGUGAGUGAAUGUAGUACUGAGAACUUGUAUAUGAGAGCGUCAGAGCCUGAGGCAAGUACUGGCCACCCCUCCACAAGGGCUGAAAGGGCUUCAGGGCCAAUGAGGAAGGAUUCUCCCAUGUUUCCACUUGCCAGUACUUGGGUACUUAUAGCCCUGUUGAUCUGGCCUUUCCUAGCAGCCUUGCCUGACUAGGGACUGAGAAGCUGACUCACUGGUGUAGGGGGCGGGCUGUGCUGGCUGAAAACAGUGUCUACCCUGACAAACCAGACCCAUUCAUCUUCUCCAGCAGCCAGCAGGCUGAGGGUGUCAGAAGCAGAGGACAGAACUCAAACCUGACAGGUGUUCACACUUAGCCUCUUUCCCACCACCACCUUGCCUCACCUCAGCACUGGGAUCCUAGGUGGCCACCUGUCCCUAGCUACGACUGAGUCGAAGCUGCACCUGUGAGGAGGCCUGACAGACAGGAUGGGUGACAUGGCGAACAGUUCCAUUGAGUUCCACCCCAAGCCCCAGCAGCAGCGGGAAGUGCCCCAUGUGGGUGGCUUUGGGUGCACACUAGCAGAGCUACGCAGCCUCAUGGAGCUCCGAGGUGCCGAAGCACUGCAGAAGAUCCAGGAAGCCUAUGGAGAUGUCAGCGGGCUGUGCAGGAGGCUGAAGACCUCGCCUACUGAGGGCCUGGCAGACAACACCAAUGACUUGGAGAAACGCAGGCAGAUCUAUGGGCAGAACUUCAUCCCCCCCAAGCAGCCCAAGACCUUCCUGCAGCUGGUGUGGGAAGCCCUGCAGGACGUGACUCUCAUCAUCCUGGAGGUGGCUGCCAUCGUCUCCCUGGGCCUCUCCUUCUAUGCACCACCUGGAGAGGAAAGUGAAGCCUGUGGGAAUGUGUCUGGUGGGGCAGAGGACGAGGGAGAGGCUGAGGCUGGCUGGAUCGAAGGGGCUGCCAUCCUACUCUCUGUCAUCUGUGUGGUGCUGGUCACGGCCUUCAAUGACUGGAGCAAGGAAAAGCAGUUCCGAGGUCUUCAGAGCCGUAUUGAACAGGAACAGAAGUUUACUGUCAUCCGAAAUGGGCAGCUCCUCCAGGUCCCUGUGGCAGCACUGGUGGUAGGGGACAUUGCCCAGGUCAAAUACGGAGACCUUCUGCCUGCCGAUGGUGUGCUCAUCCAAGGCAAUGACCUCAAGAUCGACGAGAGCUCCCUGACUGGCGAGUCGGACCAUGUGCGCAAAUCAGCAGACAAAGAUCCUAUGCUACUCUCAGGCACUCAUGUCAUGGAAGGUUCUGGAAGAAUGGUGGUAACAGCUGUUGGUGUGAACUCCCAGACAGGCAUCAUCUUUACAUUGCUUGGAGCUGGUGGAGAGGAGGAGGAGAAGAAAGACAAGAAAGGCAAGCAGCAGGAUGGGGCAAUGGACAGUAGCCAAACCAGAGCUAAGAAGCAGGAUGGGGCUGUUGCCAUGGAAAUGCAGCCCCUGAAGAGUGCCGAGGGUGGGGAAAUGGAGGAGCGAGAAAAGAAGAAAACCAACGUACCCAAGAAGGAGAAGUCAGUUCUGCAAGGGAAGCUCACAAAACUGGCUGUGCAGAUUGGGAAAGCAGGGUUGGUGAUGUCUGCCAUCACUGUCAUCAUCUUGGUCCUCUACUUUGUGAUUGAGACCUUCGUCGUGGAUGGCCGGGUGUGGCUGGCAGAGUGCACACCUGUCUAUGUGCAGUAUUUUGUGAAGUUCUUCAUUAUCGGAGUCACUGUGUUGGUUGUGGCUGUCCCUGAGGGCCUGCCUCUUGCUGUCACUAUCUCCUUGGCUUACUCUGUCAAGAAAAUGAUGAAGGAUAACAACCUGGUACGCCACCUGGAUGCCUGUGAGACCAUGGGCAAUGCCACGGCAAUCUGUUCUGACAAGACGGGCACACUCACCACCAACCGCAUGACCGUGGUCCAGUCCUACCUAGGAGACACUCACUACAAAGAGAUUCCAGCUCCCAGCGCCCUGACCCCCAAGAUCCUUGACCUUCUGGUCCAUGCCAUCUCCAUCAACAGUGCCUACACCACCAAAAUACUACCUCCAGAGAAGGAAGGCGCUCUCCCACGCCAAGUGGGCAACAAAACAGAGUGUGCUCUGUUGGGCUUUGUCCUGGACCUGAAACGAGACUUCCAACCUGUACGGGAGCAGAUUCCAGAAGAUAAGCUUUACAAAGUGUACACCUUCAAUUCAGUCCGCAAGUCCAUGAGCACAGUUAUCUGCAUGCCUGAUGGUAGCUUCCGCCUCUUCAGCAAGGGAGCCUCAGAGAUCUUGCUCAAAAAGUGUACCAACAUCUUAAACAGCAAUGGUGAACUCCGAGGAUUCCGUCCUCGGGACCGGGAUGACAUGGUGAAGAAGAUCAUUGAGCCUAUGGCUUGCGAUGGCCUCCGCACAAUCUGCAUUGCCUACAGGGACUUCCCUGCAAACCAGGAGCCUGACUGGGACAAUGAGAAUGAUGUGGUGGGCGAUCUCACCUGCAUAGCUGUCGUGGGCAUCGAGGAUCCUGUACGACCUGAGGUCCCUGAAGCCAUUCGCAAAUGCCAGCGUGCUGGCAUCACAGUCCGUAUGGUGACUGGAGACAACAUCAACACUGCCCGGGCUAUUGCAGCUAAAUGUGGCAUCAUCCACCCAGGUGAAGACUUCCUGUGCCUGGAAGGAAAGGAAUUCAACAGAAGGAUUCGAAACGAGAAAGGCGAGAUAGAACAGGAGCGGCUGGACAAGGUGUGGCCCAAGCUGCGGGUGCUCGCCCGAUCAUCACCCACUGACAAACACACUCUGGUCAAAGGCAUUAUCGACAGCACAACCGGUGAGCAGCGGCAGGUGGUGGCCGUGACUGGGGAUGGCACCAAUGAUGGGCCAGCUCUCAAAAAGGCAGAUGUGGGCUUCGCCAUGGGCAUUGCAGGCACUGAUGUGGCCAAGGAGGCCUCUGACAUCAUCCUGACCGAUGACAACUUCACCAGCAUUGUCAAAGCGGUCAUGUGGGGUCGCAAUGUCUACGACAGCAUCUCGAAGUUUCUGCAGUUUCAGUUGACAGUCAACGUGGUGGCUGUGAUCGUGGCCUUCACGGGUGCCUGCAUCACUCAGGACUCUCCUCUCAAAGCUGUGCAGAUGUUGUGGGUGAACUUGAUCAUGGACACAUUUGCCUCACUUGCCCUGGCAACGGAGCCCCCAACUGAGUCACUGCUGCUGCGGAAGCCAUAUGGCCGGGACAAACCUCUCAUCUCACGUACCAUGAUGAAGAAUAUCCUUGGCCAUGCAGUCUAUCAGCUCACCAUUAUCUUUACCUUGCUUUUUGUUGGAGAGCUCUUCUUUGACAUUGAUAGUGGAAGGAAUGCACCCCUGCACUCGCCACCCUCAGAGCACUAUACCAUCAUUUUUAACACCUUCGUCAUGAUGCAGCUUUUCAAUGAGAUCAAUGCUCGCAAGAUUCAUGGUGAGAGGAAUGUCUUCGAUGGCAUCUUCAGCAACCCCAUCUUCUGCACCAUUGUCCUGGGCACCUUUGGAAUUCAGAUUGUCAUCGUCCAGUUUGGUGGAAAGCCCUUCAGCUGUUCCCCACUGUCCACAGAACAGUGGCUCUGGUGCCUAUUUGUUGGUGUUGGGGAGCUGGUCUGGGGACAGGUCAUUGCCACCAUCCCCACCAGCCAGCUCAAGUGCCUGAAGGAAGCAGGACAUGGGCCUGGGAAGGACGAGAUGACUGAUGAGGAGCUGGCCGAGGGAGAGGAGGAAAUCGACCAUGCUGAGCGAGAGCUCCGCAGAGGCCAGAUCCUCUGGUUCCGGGGCCUCAACAGGAUCCAGACACAGAUGGAGGUAGUGAGUACCUUCAAGAGAAGCGGGUCAUUUCAGGGUGCUGUGCGCCGGCGGUCUUCAGUCCUCAGCCAGCUCCAUGACAUCCGGGUGGUGAAAGCAUUCCGUAGCUCCCUUUAUGAAGGCCUUGAGAAACCGGAAUCCAAGAGCUGCAUCCAUAACUUCAUGGCAACGCCCGAGUUUCUGAUCAAUGACUACACCCACAACAUCCCGCUCAUCGAUGACACGGAUGUGGAUGAAAAUGAAGAACGCCUGAGGGUCCCGCCUCCCUCACCCCCUAACCAGAACAACAACGCCAUAGACAGCGGCAUCUACCUGACCACGCAUGCCACUAAGUCAGCUACCUCUUCAGCAUUCUCUUCCAGGCCUGGGAGCCCACUCCACAGCAUGGAGACAUCCCUCUAACCAGAAAUUCUCUCAUCACACAUGCAUACCUACAUGCACACAUGCACACAGUCACACACACACACACACACACACACACACACACAGUCACACAUGCACACAUGCACACAUAUGUGCAUGUACACACAGAGAGGGGAACCUUGCACCUGCCAAAGAGGGAAAACCUGCUAAAGAGGCUAAAGACUUUUCUUAUGUGGUAUUUUCAAGAAGCCAAUUGCAUUCGAUAAGAGCACGGCCCCACGAGGCUUCUCAUUAGGCUCCCAGGAGGUGGAGGAAGGAGGAAGAAGAAAAAGGGAGGAGAGGAAGUUCUUUACCCAAUGUGAAGGAAAAAAAAGAGAGCAUGAGACAAGAUGCACUUUCCAUCUUUUUUUUUUUCUACUGAUGCUUCUUUUUUAAAAAACACUAGUUCCACCAUGUGUUCACCAUUUGGGCUGUGCAGCAUGGCAGGGGCUAGCUGAGCCUAUUUGGAGCUUUACCAUAACACACACACACACACACACACACACACACACACACACACACACACACACAAAAGGAAGUCAUUGUGCAGACCGGCCACCGGAGGGAGCCACCUGCAAAGGUACCUUCUACUGCAAAGCACACUAGACCCAUCUGCAAAUCGCAUGUGUGUGCGUGUGUCUAUAUGUAUGUGUGUCUAUAUGCAUAUACAUAUAUAUAUGGCAAAUGCAUAUUUAAAGAAUAAGGAACUAUUUAUCGGCAUGAUAUUUCCAUUCCUCUCACCAGGCGUUUUCCUUUUGAAGUUUCAGUUUUGAAUGUAGCAAGGUUCUUUUCAGGGAACAAGACUGCAAGAACAUCCUUUCAGUACUGUACUUCCCUUCCCAAGCACCUGGCCUGAGGAUGUCCAUGCUUGACCCUGCUGAUUCCAGAGGAGGUAGUCUGGAAUGUGUUGUGCAAGAACCUUUGCACUUUGAGACCUCUGCCUACAGAGGAAAAAGACUUUUCAAUGGCAUUUUAUUUAAAAGGAAAAUACCAAAGUAUUGAUGACAGUAGCCCCCCGCCCCCCUCCAGUACAAAGCAAAGCAGGUUUUAGUUUUGGCUUUCUCCCAUUUCGUUUCCAACACCUUCAUUUUGGCUGAUGGCUUUCUUUGUCCAAGUUUGAAAGCAUGAAGAACCCUAGGAACAGCUGUGAAAGAGCAGAGACAGGCACCAGGCCUAACCGCUACAAAGGCCACCUGAGGAAGAGGGGUCAUCAAAAUCAAGAUGCCAACUGCAAGGACAGUCCAGGUUCAUCUCUGUCAUUCCUCUAGACUUGCACUUUGUGCUUUGGCAAAUGACAGUGAGUACUCAAAGGACCACCUCCGUGUCUCCCAAGUCAUGGUCGUGCCACCCACCAAAGCAUGCUUCCAACCCAGGUCUUCUUGCCCACAGGGAAAAUACAACCCAGAAGGCAACACUAUAGAAACAGAGCCUCAUGGGAAAAUGGCCUUUAUUACUGUUGUCAUUGCUGUUUUCUUGCUGGUGGCUCUUGUAGGCCUGUGGGGGGCUAAGCACAGGGUCUACAGGACUUGGGCCCACCUAGGCAGGUGAGGCUAGGAAAGCAAGGUCUGGGAUCCAGGAACCUAUCCCAUCAGUGUGGGCAUCCGCUGUGCCAAGCCUGCUUCCCUAGAAAAAGUGAUAACCUGGGGGAAGAAGGCAGAGGUGAGAGGUCUAAUGUCUGCUGCCCUGCAGGGAAGCCCAAGCUGAUGAGUCUCUUUCUAGUGGAAAACUGACCCUCCCCAUGUGCUUCUAGGUCCUGAAUCUGGACACCCAUAAUGACACCAGUGAAAUGGGCAGCAUCCUGCCCUUGAGGUUCCUUCACCUUCUGAACUUAUGAGUGUCACACUUUGCAGAAAGAUGUCUAGAAUCUCACUCCACUCCCACACAUGCUUGUCACUUGGCCCCGAGGUUUUCUGGCAGGAGACAGAUGUGAGCUGAGAGAUGGAGGGUAAGGACAGACAUCCUCAGGAGCUGCAUUUGCCCCACUCCCAUCCCACACUACCACACAGAAAGCUUGUCUCAGCUCCCAGGCAUCCACACAAAAUCUAAUGGAAAUGUGCUUUGUCCUCACUGGUCACACCAAUGCCAUGUCACCCCUGAACAGGAUAGUCACAUCUCGGGCAAAAGAAUUUCAGUUACAAGAGAAACUCCACUUUAAAAUGCCAGCUACAGAUCACUUAAAGCCAUCCCUUUUUUUCUAAAGGGCAUAUUGAGAAUGUUUCCCAUUUGUAAAUUGUUCCCUGAUGUCCUUGUUUAAACCACCACAACAAAAGGGCAACUUGGCUAGCUGAGGGUCUUUGUGUUCUUCAACAAGAAAUCAACAUGUGGAGGAUUGCAGUUGAAGCGGGUCAGCUGUGUCUAGCUACACUCAUGGGCUUCUUGUCAUCCUCUGUUGUAGACACACAGAUAGAGCAAAUGACAACUAUAUAUUAAAAAGCCAACCCUCAAUGCUGCUGUGUAAAGUUGCCUGGUGUCAAUGUCGACUGUGUGAUACCCAGGCUGCCUUUGUGCUGAGCUGUGGGGUUCAGAAAAGGCCCUGGAACCCGACAUCAUCUGUUCUGGUUCUUGUACAGUCUUCAGACCGAGAGACCUGUCUCACUGGAAGCUUCUCUUUAUAAAGCAUUAUACUGUACGGAAUGGCUUGGUCAACUGUGUUCAGUUCAUAAAUAUGUUUUACAUUUUUAUCUGCUUGUUAUAAAAAUGAACAAAAUAUCUUAAUAAGAAACAUCACAGAUGCAUAAGAAAUUAAAGUCUGUAGUUGAAUUUCUUAAUUUAAAGAAUAGACCAAAUUUUCUGUGUAUAAAAAUAUGAAAGGCCCCUACAAUCUU
This is a messenger RNA of Peromyscus leucopus (white-footed mouse), 9014 nucleotides long. RefSeq names its product ATPase plasma membrane Ca2+ transporting 3 (gene Atp2b3). Gene Ontology annotation, molecular function: ATP hydrolysis activity; PDZ domain binding; P-type calcium transporter activity. The transcript has 22 exons. Gene Ontology annotation, biological process: calcium ion transmembrane transport; regulation of cytosolic calcium ion concentration. Lineage: Eukaryota; Metazoa; Chordata; Mammalia; Rodentia; Cricetidae. The record is from RefSeq and is a predicted model, not a curated record. Gene Ontology annotation, cellular component: membrane; intracellular membrane-bounded organelle. Bases 2440 to 6189 code for a protein of 1249 amino acids.